Molecule: messenger RNA, 2316 nt
Organism: Closterium sp. Naga37s-1
Lineage: Eukaryota; Viridiplantae; Streptophyta; Zygnematophyceae; Desmidiales; Closteriaceae
Source: the annotation of a GenBank genome assembly
AUGAUGGCUCACGCGAGCGAUUCGGAGCGACGGCAGCUGGAGUCGUUUUACCCUGAACUUCGGAGCGGCACGGACGACUUUGAUGAGGUCGCAAUGGACGGCGAUGAUUUGGCCACGAUCGACUUGGACGACCCUCCACUGUUCUUCCUCCACGUCGGUCGCGACUGGCUUGAAGCUGACGUCACCACGUCUACUAACAGCAUCGAUUUCGGCCUUAUAGGCUGUCAGCUCUCUUCCGCUGAUUUCGUCGGCUUGCGCGAGGUACCGCAUGCAGCGGCCUCCGCAGAUCUUCCCUCCGCGGAUCUUCAUCUCCAGCCGCCGACUUCCGCCGCCAAAUCCGCUUCCGCCGCAGCCGCCGCCGCCGCCGCCGCUUCGCGACGCCCGCGUGCCUUUUUAUCGUCGCUGCUCGUGCCCUCCGCUAAACUCGCUGGCGGCGCAGCGACGCGCAAGUCCGCGUCGGGAUCCGCUGCUGCCGCCUUGGCUGGCGGAACGAACGGCGUGGCGCGCACGCGGCACAGCGUGCCGGAUGGGGGUGAACGGCACGGCGCGCGGGAUACAGGGCGGGCGCAGGAGACAGGGGAGGGUAAUGGCGUGGCACUGAACGGGGGAAAAGGGGGUUUCGGUGGAGGGGAAGAGCAGAGCCAGGGGAGGCGGGGGACCUGGUCGUGCGGAGAGAACCAGGGGCAGCGCGGGAAGGUGGGAGGCGGAUGGGCGGAACGGGGCCUGCGCACGUGGGAGAUACUGUGGAAGGACAGCCGGUACAAGGCGAUAGAGAGCAAGAUAAGCGAGUGGGCAGCAGCGGCGCACAGCACGGCCAUCAUGAUCGACGCCAGCAAAGCCGCCAUCCGCGCCCGCUCCUCCUCCUCCUCCUCCGCCUCCUCCCUCUCCUCCUCCUCUGCCCCUCACCGCCCCAGCACAGGCGGUACGGCAGUAACAGCAGGGCCAGCAGGCGCGAGCAGAGCACGAGUGGCAAACGGUGGCGCCACCAAGGGAAAAGGUUCAGGUUCCAGGGGUAUGCUACGGAGCCCGUCUGAUAGUGCAGUAUCAGAAAGGGGUGGAGUGGGCAUGCGUGCGGGAGCGUCACAAGAGGGGGUGGUGGGCGAGGCUGUGCCGAGUGGGGAGUCGACGGUGGGCGGGUGGGCUGUGUUCUACGGCUCCCUGCCUGCCAACGACGUUGCUGCCCUGCCAGCACACGCCGAGCAACCACGGGAUGCAGCAGAGGAGCAGGCCCAGGGUAGGGUUCGCGAGCAGAAGGACGAGAGGGCAGAGGAUGUGAGGGCGGGAGGGGAGGAGCCGCAAGCAGCAGCGGUGCAGGGUGUAGGGAGUGAGAGGGGCGAGAGGCCAUGUGGUGCUGGGGAACUGUUGGUGGAAGGAGGCGGUGCAGACAUGUCAGGUGGAGGGGUUGAGGAGCCGACCGUGUGUGAGGGAGAGAAGGCGGCGAAAGAGGUGGACUCGGGUGCGGUGCAAGGGAAUGGCAUGGCGGAGGAGGGGAUGAGGGGCAGUGAGCCGGCAAAGGGGGGCAGCAGUGCUGGUGAGGAGAUGGAGGGGGGCAAUGGGGUUGAGGUAGUGGCGAAGGAAGAGGAGGUCCGGGAGGUGGCAGAAGAAGGGGGGGAGGAGAAGGAAGAAGUGGAGGAAGAGGAAGAGGAUGAGGAGUGCAGUGUGAUUCGGUGGGGUUCAGUGGCUGUGGAGGGUCGGUUCCUCCCCUCUCGGGAUGCUCCUUCGCAGCUCUUAUCUGAUGGCAACUGCAAAGCGGUCAGUGCCUCUUCAUGCCUCCUGGCGUUCUCUCCCACCCUGCCCCAUCACAAUAACUUCAACCCGAGGGCCAAUCUGUCCACACCGCCCAGCCCAGCCUCUGCCUAUUCUCUGGCAGUGGCUCUGCCUGCUCGCCUGCGCACGGCCCGGUGGACGCUGCUGUACAGCACUGCCAGGGACGGCAUCAGUCUGGCCACGCUGUACCGCAAAGUGGCGAAGAAGGGGCCCUCGCUGCUCAUUGUGCGCGAUUCCCGCAAGCAUGUGUUUGGCUGCUUUACAUCAGAGGAAUGGAAGGCCUCUACUCGUUAUUAUGGCAACGGGGAGUGCUUCGCCUUCCAGGUGCGGCCUCGGCUGAUGGCUUUCCGGUGGACACGGGUGAACGCACUGUUCAUGCUCUCCAGUGCCAACUCCCUCGCUCUCGGUGGCGGGGAUCACUACAGCCUGCUGCUGCAGUCUGACCUGCUGUCAGGCUACAGUGGACCCUGUUCCACCUUUGGCAGCUGCUCCCUCUCAAGCACGGAGGACUUCAAUGUGACACAUGUGGAGGUGUGGGGCUUCAGAUGA